Messenger RNA from Pipistrellus nathusii (Nathusius's pipistrelle), 537 nucleotides. Lineage: Eukaryota; Metazoa; Chordata; Mammalia; Chiroptera; Vespertilionidae. The record is from the annotation of a GenBank genome assembly.
AUGGAGAAGAUUUCAGUGUCAACAUUCUUGCUCCUUGUGGCCCUCUCCUACACCCUGGCCAAAGACACCACAGUCAAACCAGGAGCUAAGAAGGACACCAAGGACACAAAGGUUCCUCCACCCAAACUGCCCCAGACCCUCUCCAGAGGCUGGGGUGAUCAGCUCAUCUGGACUCAGACAUAUGAGGAAGCUUUGUACAAAUCCAAGACAAGCAACAAACCCUUGAUGAUUAUUCAUCACCUGGAUGAAUGCCCACACAGUCAAGCUUUAAAGAAAGUGUUUGCUGAAAAUAAAGAAAUUCAGAAAUUGGCAGAGCAGUUCGUCCUCAUCAAUCUAGUCUAUGAAACAACUGACAAGCACCUUUCUCCUGACGGCCAGUAUGUCCCCAGGAUCAUGUUUAUUGACCCAUCCCUGACCGUGAGAGCCGACAUCACUGGACGAUACUCAAAUCGUCUCUACGCCUAUGAACCUUCGGACACAGCUCUGCUUGUUGACAACAUGAAGAAAGCACUCAAGCUGCUGAAGACUGAAUUGUAG